Mesocestoides corti is the source of this 3009-nucleotide messenger RNA. NCBI's taxonomy places the organism in Eukaryota, Metazoa, Platyhelminthes, Cestoda, Cyclophyllidea, Mesocestoididae. The record is from the annotation of a GenBank genome assembly.
AUGCUUGCAUUGGACGGCGUGAACAGGCAGGCUGGAGAUGAGUUGCGAUCUAGAUUACCGUGCUCUUUCAACACCUAUGUGAUCCUCGGUGCCUACGUUAUUCAAUCAGAAGCGGGUGACUGGGACCCGAAGACCCAUGAAGGAAUUGAGUACCUCUUCAAUGUGCCAUUUGCACCCAAAAACCUCCAGACCCCAGAAAUGCUCGUCCGAAUCGCUGAGCUUCAUCAAACACUAAAGAUCAAGCAGGAGAAGAUUACUCCCUUGGAAUUUACCAUUCCGGGAUACACCUGGGCGCGGAUUGUUGAACUCUCCUACAAGGGGAAGGAAUUUGUGAUGGUAGUGCGUCCGGUUGUCUUCGAUGAAUACAUUGAAUCGCCAGGCGACACUAAAGGUCCUCGGCGAAGAACGAGCACUUCCUCGUCCCGAGCGGGUUCACCCAGUGGACGGGGCAACACGAAGCAACGCUCUCGUUCUGCCAAACCUUCACUUACUCCACGACACAAGACACUCACCUUUAAGUGCCUCAACGCCGAACUCGCCAAGCGGCUCUACAACGUAGUUGUUGACCACCACGCUUUCUUCAGACUUCGAGCUAAUGGCGAACCAAGACGCUACAAUCUGCAGCCCGGUUUUAGCACAAGGAAGUAUCACUACAAUAGCCGUCCGCAAAUAUUUGACGACAACGAGUCAACUGUCUGGACAUUGAAUAAGGAUGGAGGACUGCCUCCCACUAACAGUAUUAGGCGGGUUGCUGCCCAGCGAAAACCGGAUCAAUAUGCUAAAUCUCUUGUGACUCUGAUGACUCCAGUUGCUCCUAGGAAAGAAAACCAUUUUCGAGCUCCCUGUGCCAGUAUAGAAGACGAGGAAGGUAUCAAAAAUGAAUUCCAGAGUCCUGUAAACACCAUUGGACCGCACGAGUCCUCCGUUCUAAUGGAGGAGUCCUACGCCCCGGUCAAAUCUGCCCCAAAAGUUCCAACCGGUUGGACUCCACUGGUUGAACGGCAGGUACAGCAGGUUCACCUAAUGGCGCCACCCCCGGUUGUGUCGCCAAAGCACCCGAGACCUCAGCUUUCCAAGGAGCACUGGCAGAUGUCUCCCGCCGACUGCACACAGGGUCUUGGCAUGGACCUACAUGGAACCGACGUGGCUACCAUGAUGGAUGCAGGGUGGCAGGGAAGCCGCACGAACAGAGGAGUCAAGGGACCGGGCUCUUACUACUACGAGGUGAUAGUUCUUGAAGACGGCGAUGUCCGCGUGGGAUGGUCGGUUAACGAUGCCUCUUUGUUGCUCGGAAUGGACGAUCGUGGCUACGGAUACGGAGCCGCCGAAAAUGGCAAGAAAAAUAUCAAAAUUUAUUGUGACGGAUCCCUCGUGAAACAGUCAACCAUGGGUCGGCUAGUGCACAACGGCAAGGCUUACGAGAUGGGCUUUCCAAUCCAUGUUUCCGACGUGCUUGGGUGCUUCCUACAGCUGCAGGAGGAUGCCGAUGGGGGAGGACUGGUGGGGAAUGUCAUGUGGUCCCACAACGGCCAACUGGUUACGUCUCCACACGCCAAUCUAGUUCGAAUUCCACCCGAGAUCGCAAAUGAGAAUGCCUUCUUCCCAACCGUGUCCCUACGCGAUGCCCGUGUGGCCCUCAACUUUGGCGAAAUACCCUUCGUUCACUCGCCGGAGCAGAUUUCGGGAGGUCGCGUUCAGUGGACGGCGCCAGUCCACGCACCACUGGAGCGCACCGUGCACAACGUGAACGCGGGCUGGCGAAUUAACCAAUUCGACACGACCUCCACCCUCAACCUUGUUGUCUCCGAAGAUGGUCGGAUGAUACAGACUAAGGACACAAACGAAUGGCAAGGUUUUCGGGCAAAUAGAGGUGUUUUCGAGGCUGGCAAAUACUACUACGAGACUGAGAUAGUAGAGGACAGCGGAUUCGCUCGUUUCGGUUGGUCUCUUCCAGGUGGAAACCUCCAGCUAGGCGCAGACAACCUCGGCUACGGCUUCGGCCAUGCGCCCGACGGCAGCCCAGCCAAAAAGGUCUUCAAUGGCGAAGUGGAGAAUUACGGGACAAGGAUAAGAGUGGGAGACGUCGUGGGAUGUUUCCUCGACCUUGACAAUGGCUUUAUUCAGUGGUCGGUGAACGGCGAAAUGCUGCCACCAGCCUACUACAUGGACUCCUCCUUCAUCUCCCACCCGAAGACCAUUUUCUUCCCCUCUGCCUCUCUCUUUUGCACCACCCUCGAGGUCAACUAUGGCGACCGACCAUUCAAGUACCAGCCCUCGGAGGAAUGGUAUCCUCUCUUUGCUGCAGCGGAUCAAUAUGUUCAGGACUCCCUCAAGUGGCCCCGUGGUCUCAAUGGUGUUCUUCAGCUCCACGCAACGACAGAGCGUGUGGAGAGUGAUAUUCACCUGGCCGAAGUAACAAUAACAGUCAAUGAAAAGGACCCCGUCGUGCUCUCUCACCAGCCUCCUGCCGGUAGCCACGAGGAAGCCAUGGGUGACCAUGAAGACGAGGAGGAGGAGGAGGAGGAAGACGAGGAGGAGGAUACGGUGAUUUGCGCGGCCUCGGACGCCGAAACGGCCGCCUCGCGUGACCACGCGAACGAUGGGCGGCGGCGACGGCCGCGAAAGACCUCCGCCGAGACCCGACUCGACUCUACGAAGGUGCAAACCGAAGAGGGUGAUCCAGAGGUGACCGUGGAGUAUUAUACGAACGAAGAAGGCCAGAGGGUGAAGAGGAUCAUUCAGAAGCACCGCAAAGUCAUCACUACCAUCCGCAAUGAAUCCGUUGAGCGGUUUGAAACCACGCGAGUUUUUACAAGCUCCAGUCAAGACGGCUCGAACCAACCGUCACCGUCAGAGGGCUCAAAUGUAAAUGAAGAUGAAGCUUUGAAUAAGGCCAUCCACGAGACCACCAAGUUGGACUCGGACACCUUCGUAGUCAAUGGGUCAAGCGAUAUCCGAUCUGACUCAGCACCAACCAUCCCAGUGGUCGAUGCAAACAGGACCGCUUAG